UUAUGCUCAGAGUCAGCGAGUCACAGCUCUACCGUCAGCUGACUAAUUCACAUGACAACCCCUGUCUCGUUUCGGGCAAGUCCUGUUUGCCGGUGCUGUGAAAGUAUUCCAGAGGAUAUCUUUUUAUUCGGCGGAAACCACCAUGUUAAGCUAACGCACAGGAACCACACGGAUAAGAUGAGUGGCUAAGGGCGUUCCUCAAACAACAAACUAACAAACUAUGUCACUGCUAACACACUGAGUCCGCACAAAGAGCAGCAGCCUGAAGGGUUAGCUAAACAGCGUCAGCUUCGUCGAUGUGCUGUUCUCUCCAGUAGAUUUUUUUUUUUGUAAUCACUUCCUCGAGGUAUUUGCGUAAAACCUGCAAAAUGAGUCCAGAGGGGAAGAGGCUGCUGAACAUCAUCAUCCUGGGCUUCGGAUUCAUGUUCAUGUUUACUGCUUUUCAAACGUGUGGCAACAUAGAGCAAACUAUUAUCAAGAGCUUCAAUAGCACCGACUUCCACGGGAGUGGAUACACAAGCAUGGCCAUCAUCUAUGGAGUUUUCUCUGCAUCCAACCUGAUCGCUCCUUCGGUGGUGACUGUCAUUGGACCGCAGCUGUCAAUGUUUUUUAGUGGGCUUCUGUACAGCGGCUACAUCGCGGUGUUCAUUUACCCGUACACUUGGAGCUUCUACACAGCGUCUGUGCUGGUUGGAAUCGCAGCAGCAGUUUUGUGGACGGCUCAGGGAAACGUGCUCGCCAUCAACUCCACCGAUAACACCAUUGGAAGGAAUAGCGGCAUAUUUUGGGCGCUGCUGCAGUUCAGCUUAUUCUUUGGAAAUCUAUACAUAUACUGUGCCUGGCAUGGACACGUGCACAUCACAGACAAGGACCGUCAGACGGUGUUCAUCUCCCUCACGGUGAUCAGUCUGGUGGGUUGCUUCCUCUUCUUUCUGAUCCGAAAGCCUGACCCUGAGCCGGCUCCCUCCGAGGUGUCAGAGUCGCUGCUGCAGGCUGAAUCCACGGAGAGCUGCUCCACGGCCGGCUCACCUCACUCAGGCCUCAGCUCACAAGCUCUGGAUGCUUUCGUCAAAGCGUGUAAAAUGUUUGUCACCAAAGAGAUGCUGCUGCUGAGCGUCUCCAUAGGAUACACAGGCUUGGAGCUCACCUUUUACAGCGGAGUGUACGGGACGUGUAUCGGAGCCAUGACGCGAUUUGGCCAAGAUGCCAAGAGUCUGAUCGGCAUCUCGGGCAUUUUCAUCGGCAUAGGCGAGAUCUUGGGAGGGGGCGUGUUUGGGAUGCUGAACAAGUGCAACCGCUUCGGGAGGAACCCGGUGGUGCUGCUGGGGCUCAUCACUCACUUCGUUGCCUUUUACCUGAUUUUCCUCAACAUUGCCAGGGACGCUCCCAUAGCCCCGGAGGCAGGAACAGAUCUGCAGGCCUACAUCACACCCAGCGUGGGGGUGGCGCUGCUCUGCAGCUUCUUGCUCGGUUUGGGCGACAGCUGCUUCAACACUCAGCUCCUCAGCAUCAUCGGCUUCAUGUUCCGCAAUGACAGCGCUCCCGCCUUCGCCGUGUUCAAGUUCAUACAGUCCAUCAUGGCCGCUCUGGCCUUCUUCUACAGUAACUACCUGCUGCUGCACUGGCAGCUGCUCAUCCUGGUCGUGGUGGGUUUUCUGGGCUCCGUGACCUUCUUCAUGGCCGAGGGGGUGGCCGAGUCCAGCAGGCGAGAAUCGGACUAUGACAGCAUUUGAUGUGUGUCUGCUGAGGAUGAGGAGGGCACAGCUGAAGGUCUGCUGCUCUCCACAGCUGGAGGAAACACCCAGGGAUGAUGAUGAACGCAUCCCAGCCACCACUCUGGUAUGUUUGGUUUGUACAGAACCGUCUGGCCUGCACAGAGCCUGGCAGCGGCUGCAGGAACCAAACAUUAAUCCCAAUUCCAGCAUUUCCCAGAUUUAUCUAAAGGUAUGAGAAGCACUGCGUGCACACAAGAUAUACCUCAUUUUGGUUCAUUCCUCGCCUCCUCCUUAUUAUUUUGUGCACGUGAAAUUGAAACUAAUCUGAACAAAUUAUAAAGAUAUACUAUGAAUAGACUGCUCUGAGGCAUGAUGGGUAGAGAUUUGUUAACCAAUGAUAUAAAGAGGGGUGGGUCAUGGGUCCCCCUGCUCGUGCCUGUAUGACGACAUGCUGACGAGUGAUGAUGUCACUGUGGAUCAGCUGUUCACACAGAACUUUCCUGACACCCUGUUUUCGUUGGACGUACUGACUUAAAGAAUCCGUCUGCUGACGUUUGUUAUGUGAUGAACAUGAACAGCAGAUGAAAAGAUCAAAACCAGCAGUGAGUGUGUCCACUGACAUGUCCUGACAUGCUCCUUCAUCACCGUGAACACACACACACACACACACACACACACUAUAGCACCAAAUGUGGAUUCAUCCGCCGCUGAAAAUAGUCUCAAACAGAUGCUGUAUUUCCUCCUGCUUGUCUGAUAGAAACUACAGCGAGCAGCUGUUUUAUUAAAAAAUUAACUGUAUAUUUUGGGCUUGGAGCUGAGAGACAGAGACGGGAAGUCAGACCAUAAUGAGAGACACACUAACACACUGUUGGUUUUGGUCUUUUCGAGGGAACAGAGUAACACCAGCCUCAUUCUCUGAAAGUUUUCCCACGCUCUUGUGACUCUCUCAAAAUCAUUCAACUUUGAUUACAAUGAAAUACUGACAAAGCAGCCUCGGGUGGGCUUCAUAAGUCUGUUCUUAUGUUGUUCUCACUAAUGUGCAAGGGAGACUGACUCACAGCACAGGAAGCAGCUGUGUCACGUAUCCACCGCUGUACUCCCCAGUCUGUCCCACAGGUUAGGCUGCAGUCACGAGCUAACCCCAGCCUGAAUAUUCAUAGAUAUUCUGCAAUAUCAGUCAGUCAUCAGCCACAUGACAGCAAGCUGGGAGCAAAGCAGUUAAAGGGAAAUAUUAUCAAAAAACUGAAUCUGUUUUAACCCCAUCCAUUGUGUUGCGCUGUUUCUCUUCCCUCCUCCAUCUCACUAAGUGCCAUAUAAUUGGUUUUGUUGUAAUUGGAUCCAGAUAGUCAGGACGACAUGUGACUCUGCGUUCCAGGAAACCUUUCAGAAUUACAAGUGGGGGAAACAUUGAGGUGAAAUGCAGUUAAUAGAGGCUGUUUGGUUUGUGCCAGAAGAAAGAAGCAAACGUCUGUUUCUUUGCAAUGCUACUUUUUCUCACCUCUCGAUAUGCGUUGGACAACAAGACGGCAAAUUUAGAGGAAGUGAAUGAUUUUUCUUUCACAUUUCACAUUUUCACCUUGACGACAGCAUACGGCUUUGAUCCACGCUGGCAGCGCGGCUCGAUAGACGAGCGUCUGUCGUGUCGGUCCGCCGCUUCGCAUCAGAGAGAAACCUCUCGUUAACUGCGGGAGUCGUUUCCAUUCAGGUUCCUCACAGGAUGAGUUGUAGUCACUCUGGUGAUCUUGUGGGAAACUAAAAGGGAUACUUCAGUGAUUGAAGAUGGAGGACUCACAAGAGUUCUGUUAAAAACAGAGUCGUGAAAAUGUAUGCAGCAUACAGGUCCAGAUCGAAAAAUGCUGGUUCCCACGAUUCCCAUAAUGCAGCGAGGUUGUUGACCUGUGCUCACACAUUUCCAAACAGAAAAACAGUGUAAUACAGCCACAUACAUGUCUGAUGUCUUUCAUACUCACAGCACGAUGAACCCUGCUGAUAUGAGUUACCAAAGACUGUUCCUCUGUCACCAGACUGUCAGGUUUUUUCUUUACUUCAAAACAAACCAUGGACCUUUAAUCUUUCUCUUCCUUUACGAUAAAACAGCCUCACAAAGCUGCUGGCGUGGCUGACAGCACUGUCCCGUUCUUUUCUUUUUAAUUAGUGGUGUUAACGGCGCACGUUGAGUAAGGUUCCCCUCACAUUGUCCCUCGUGUCAAACCAAUCGGAUGCCAAAUCAACACAGUGCUAAAUGUGGGCCUUCAGAGGUGCUGUCUUUUCCACACAGCCUCAUGUAAUGUUGGAGUGGGAAGGGACAACAGCCAACUGUAUCUGACAUGCUGUUUUUUCACUUUGUUCAAAGUGUCAAGUUUAUGAACUGCAGUACAUUAUCUAGUUAAUUUAUUGCUAAAUGAAACAUUAGGGGCUGGGUAUUGUUUCAUUUUGUGAAUGAAAAUGGAUGCAAUCAGUCUCAAGGAUAUUAAGGGAAAUGCAUGUGUACUAUGAAGGUGAUUUUAUACUUGAAUGUAGUAAUUAAGGAUGGCACCCAAACGUUUGCUUGCUUGUUUUUAUUAUCAAUAAAAUAUUAUUUUGAACAUUA
This is a messenger RNA of Chelmon rostratus (copperband butterflyfish), 4305 nucleotides long. It is a transcript of the gene mfsd11, whose product is annotated as major facilitator superfamily domain containing 11. The record is from RefSeq and is a predicted model, not a curated record. The transcript is spliced from 14 exons. Lineage: Eukaryota; Metazoa; Chordata; Actinopteri; Chaetodontiformes; Chaetodontidae. The coding region runs from base 369 to 1733 and encodes 454 amino acids.